UCCUUCUUAUUACUACCUUCACAACACUGCCUUCUCCUUCAACUCCAUUCUCUUAGAACUCCAACACCAACACUAGUACACAGACCCAAUCUGAAUUUCUAUCCUUUCUUCCACGUAGAGAGAGAGAAAGCUGUAAAGUUUAGAGUGAGAAACAGAGAUAUCCAGAGGUGGUUAAUACAAGUUUGAGAAUGUCACAGUUUAAGGACCCGGCUAUUAAUAUCAAGCUAUUCGGAAAGACGAUUAAUUUGCCGUCGAACCAGGAGCUUGCUUCCCGAAAUGGCCAAUCGUUUGCGUCUGCCUCCUUCGUUGACUCUGAUAUGGCUGCUUUCGGUGCCAGUGAGAGCUCUCCUGAUCACAACCUCCGUCUUUCUUCUUCUUCCUCCUCCUCUUCAUCUUCGAAUAUUGCUACUUCGCCAAAAGACGAGUCCACUGUAGACCUAGACAAGGAAACUUCAGGAACAGAACUGGCCUCAGAGAAAGACAAUAACUCGUAUCAAGUUGCAGAAGACUUUAAGGAUCCUAUAUCAUUAUCAGCUGUGAAUAGCAAGAACCGUACGUCGCCAUCAGUUGAAGGAGAGAGUUCAUCCUUGAAAUCCUCUAAGAGUACAGAACAGAGUGAUAUAAGUAACUCACAGGAAAAGACUUUAAAAAAGCCAGACAAGAUAAUUCCAUGUCCCCGGUGCAAUAGUAUGGACACCAAAUUCUGUUACUAUAAUAAUUACAAUGUCAACCAGCCCCGUCAUUUUUGUAAGAACUGUCAGAGAUAUUGGACUGCUGGAGGAACCAUGAGGAAUGUGCCUGUGGGCGCCGGGCGCCGCAAGAACAAGAACACUUCCACUUCACACUAUCGUCAUAUAAUAAUGUCGGAUGUCCUCCAAAAAGCUCAAGCUUUUGCUGCGAAUGGUGUACACAACCCUACAUUGGGAAGCAGUGGAACUGUUCUUUCCUUUGGCUCAGAUUCUCCUCUUUGCGAAUCAAUGGCUUCGGCACUGAACCUGGCAGACAGAACAAAAAAUUCUGUUUCAAAGGGGUUUCAUGGACUUGAAAAACGAAUGUUUGUUUCAUCUGGAGGAGGAGCAGAAAAUGGGGAAAACCACUCAAGCGGAUCUUCAGUAACAGCUUCUGCCUCAUCUGAUAAGGGAAGGAAACCAGUGGUUCUUGACUCUCAAGGCUUUUCUCAAGUACCAUGCUUCCCAGGGGCCCCUUGGCAGUAUCCAUGGAAUUCAGCUCAAUGGACAUCGGCAUUGCCUCCUGGCUUUUGCCACUCAGGCUUUCCAGUUUCUUUCUAUCCAGCGCCACCAUAUUGGGGAUCAAAUGUACCUGCGUCCUGGAACGUACCAUGCUUCUCACCAUCAUCUUCUACAACAACCCACUCCUCUGCAGGAACUGUUCCGAAUUCCUCAGCACUUGGUAAACAUUCUAGGGAAGGAGAAAUUCUUAAUCCGACUACUUCGGAAAAAAAAGAUUCCCUUAAAGAGAAUAGUUGUUCAGAAAGAAGUGUUUUGAUACCAAAAACAUUAAGGAUCGACGAUCCCACUGAAGCUGCGAAAAGCUCCAUUUGGGCAACACUUGGAAUUAAUAAUGAAAAGUUCAAUUCUGUCAAUGGGGGACAUCUCUAUAAGGCCUUUCAAUCGAAAGGAAAUGACAAAAAUCAUGUAGUUGAAAUGUCUCCAGUGCUGCAAGCCAAUCCUGCAGCCUUGUCCAGAUCACUCAACUUUCUUGAGAGCACAUAAUUACUGCUGAAUUCAAGUUGUAAAGUGAAAUUGAAUGGUGAAGGAAGGAGUUAAACCUCACUAGACUAUCUUGCUGUUAACAAAAAUUAGGAAGCAUUUUUACCAUAUGGCUAUGUUAUUGUCUUAUUGAUCAACCCCAAUGCAGGAACCAGUUCAAGUACAAUCCAAUCUACGAAAGCACAAGGAGAAGAUUCGAUUCGACCUGGUUUCACCUCGCAGGCGAUCAUUAGCUGUUUCUCUAUAGUUCAUUUAGCCUUUUCUAAAUUUUUUUGCUCCCUCUUUCUACUCCUCCACCCUUUGUAAACCACAUGAACAGGUUUUUUUUUUCUCCUCAGAAUUUCGAUAUGCGAUCAUGUAAAUACCUAUAGAUUAAAUUGUGGAAUAUAUAGAUAAUGAAGUGAGAUGUUUGGAACGACAAAAAUCCAGGAAAUGUUGAAUAAAACUACACUCUUCCCCGUA
Messenger RNA from Humulus lupulus (European hop), 2192 nucleotides. Its product is annotated as cyclic dof factor 3-like. The record is from RefSeq and is a predicted model, not a curated record. The transcript is spliced from 2 exons. The coding region runs from base 189 to 1733 and encodes 514 amino acids. Lineage: Eukaryota; Viridiplantae; Streptophyta; Magnoliopsida; Rosales; Cannabaceae. Gene Ontology annotation, molecular function: DNA binding; DNA-binding transcription factor activity. Gene Ontology annotation, biological process: regulation of DNA-templated transcription.